Messenger RNA from Pseudoliparis swirei, 4902 nucleotides. RefSeq names its product sorting nexin family member 30 (gene snx30). The transcript has 9 exons. NCBI's taxonomy places the organism in Eukaryota, Metazoa, Chordata, Actinopteri, Perciformes, Liparidae. The coding region runs from base 126 to 1448 and encodes 440 amino acids. Gene Ontology annotation, molecular function: phosphatidylinositol binding. The record is from RefSeq and is a predicted model, not a curated record.
AUCAACUGAGGAGACCCCGAACGGAGAAAAACACCUUCCUCUCUCGAGACUUUACGUAUCAACUGCGGAGAACCGGACAGCUCUUGUCCCCAAAUACCUGGCCACAUCUUCCCGCCUUCCGCAGGAUGAGUGCCGGUGCUCCGAGAUGCCUGGCCAGCUCGGGGCAGAAGCCCAUCGCGGAGAUCCUCCACCCGCUAUCCGCCGCCGAGGAGCAGCUCUCCGUCUCCGUCGCCGUUGGAGGGGACACGGAAGCCGCGCUGACCAACGGCGCGCCGGUUGAGACGCCGAGUCCCGCCUCCACGUCGUCGCUGUUCAACCGGCUGCAGCUGGACGACGAUCUGGAAGCGGACGCCGGAGACCCCUACGACGAGGCCGCGGAGACCCGGGACCUUUUCGUCACGGUCGACGACCCAAAGAAGCACGUGUCCACCAUGGAGACCUACAUCACCUACAGGGUCUCCACCAAGACAUCGCGGGUCGAGUUCGACCUGCCGGAGUACUGCCUGCGGCGGCGCUACCAGGACUUCGACUGGCUCCGGAUCAAGUUGGAGGACAGCCAGCCGACCCACCUCAUCCCUCCGUUGCCAGAGAAGUUCGUGAUGAAGGGCGUGGUGGAUCGUUUUUCAGAGGAGUUCGUGGAGACGAGGAUGAAAGCUCUCGACAAGUUCCUGAAGCGGGCGGCCGACCACCCCGUACUCUCCUUCAACCCUCAUUUAAACACUUUCCUCACGGUCAAGGACCUGAACAAGCGGCAGGGUCUGGCCCUGCUGAGCAAGGUGGGCGAGUCGGUGAAGCACGCGGCCGGAGGCUACAAGCUGCGGGCGCGGCCGGCCGAGUUCGCCGCCAUGGGCGAAUACCUGGACAUCUUCAACCAGAAGCUGGGAACCAUCGACCGCAUCGCCCAGAGGAUCCUCAAAGAGCAGUCGGAGUACCUGACGGAGCUUCGUGAGUACGGCGCCGUGUACGCCAGCUGGGCGGGGUCGGAGGACGAGCUGCGGCGGCCCCUGGAGGGCGUGGGCGGCUCCGUGACGACGUGCUGCGCGGCGCUGGAGGACCUGGGGGACGGCAUGAGCCAGGACGUCCUGCCCGUACUCCGAGAGUACGUCCUCUACAUCGAGUCCAUGAAGAACGUUUUGAGGAAGCGAGACCAGAGCCAGGCGGAGUACGAGGGCCGACUAGAAGCCGCCGUGUUACGCAAACAGGAGGACCGAACGCCAAUGCCGCUCGAGGUGGAGAAGUGCCAGGACAAAGUGGAGUGUUUCAACGCCGACCUGAAGGCCGACUGGGAGCGCUGGCAGGGCAACAAGAGACACGACUUCAAACGCCUCCUCACCGGCAUGGCCGACAAAAACAUCAACCACUACGAGAAGUGCCAAGCGGCGUGGGAGUCCCUCAUAACUCUCCUCCAGGACAAACAGACUGAAGGCAAAACGAGCGAGACGACCUGAAAUCCUCCCGCCGUCGGUCGCUCGCUCUCUCUCUCGCUCACACACUCUCGUGCCAAGGAAAAGGAACAACCAGGUGGCAGAUUAGAACUGCUGGACUUUGCCCCCCCCCCCAGUUCUCCGGUGAGAUGAUUGUACAGAGGGGGGAGUCGUCUCUCCGAGAUCUGACCUGCAUAGGAGGUAACAACUGGUACAUUCUUGGACACUUGGGAGACCGGCUCUGUACGGACAUUUUCCCUUUUCUACUUCAUAUUUCCAUUUACAGUCGGUUGCCAAUGCUCCUGGUGUUUUUUAUUCAACCGCAGCCUCAGAGAGGCGUCACGCUCCCUGCCUGUCGCGCUCUCCAUGUUCGCAUUGAGCCACAUGUGAAGGAUAAUGUGGCGACGAAGAAAACCGUUGAGAUCACAGAAUGUUGCGCGAGUGUGAAAGUAUGAAGUCCGAGCAUCCCCAAGAUUUAGAUUUACUCCUGUCAUGAUGUAAAACACACUUUAUUUUAUUUUAUGUAACACUCAAACAAUACACAUGCAAUUAUCGUUCAUCUCUUAACGGCACCAUAUCGGCUGUAAAUUAAAAUCUAGCAUAUUAUACUUAAUUUAAGGGUCAUUCCUGUGAUUGUUUUUUUCAGGUUCCAGCCCAUACACUCAUGUUUGCCAUUACUGUUGAUCUUUAAAAAAUAUAUAUAUACAUACAAGAGUUCAUAAAUGUUAUGGUUUUUCCCUAUCUUUGUUAUGGUUUUUCCCAUUGUCGCCAUGAAACUCAUCUCGUGACCUGACACCGCGUCAUCAGAGAUUUCGAAGUUGUGUUCAACCUCAAGUAGAGAAACGGCAGCAGGUUGAGCAAAACACGUCAAAUGGAAACGUCAGUAGGAGAAAAAAGAAAGGGAUGAAUGGACACGAAAUGAAGCCAAAAGCAAAGUGGGUUUCCCUUUAACUGGGGAGGGAUUUUGUUUGGGUCUUGUGUGCUUCUGUUGUUGCAGCGCCACCUGGUGGUUGACAUGAUGAUAGUUUCAUAACUUCACUUCUGUUGGUUUCUCAUGAUGUCACCUUUGUGUUUGUUUGUUGUGCCAAGGCCAGUUCUAUCUGCUGGAGGGAUUUCACCUCUCUACAGGCAAACACUGACUGUUGGUUGAGGAUGCCAAAUGGCGCAACAGGCAGAUUCACCCAAUGACAUGAACACGGGGAGUUAAGUGUCAUUUAUUGCCUUUUAAAAAAAUGAAUGAAACCUUCUUUCUUUCUUUACUCAUUUUCUUGGUGAUCUAGAAGCCUGAAGUGCAAACUCCACCAAUGAUGACCAGAGCUUCCCAGAACCACAUUUACAAAGACUGAUUCUCGCUUUUGUUCAUUUCAUUGGACUAAAACAACUUUAGUUUUAAAGAUCUUUUCUGUUUUGAUAAAGAGUUUUCUUCAUCGUAAUUGGAUGUCUUUCAGAAACUAGGUGCCCAUUUGAGGUUUCGGGUCAUGUGGUCUUCGAGGCCUCUGCGAUUUAGUCGUCCCUUUUUUAACUGCCUUUGGUCAGAUUGUCCCUGAACGCUCCUCGAUGCUGAGCCCUCUGUGUUGAGAAAGAACUGUGGCAACUGGAUUUAUUACACUGCCUGCCGGUUUGUCAGUUCUACUUAUCCUUCUUAUUUUCCCCUUGAGUGUAUUUAAAAGCACAAAACGGAAACUGUUUCUUCUUACUAGCAGAGGACAAACCGGCAUGAAUAUGUUUUUGAAUACAGCCGAACGAUUGACAGAAGCUUUCUGAGUCGAUGUGGUCCAGUGUCGUCAUACUACGCAGGCACUGGUGCUACAUGAUGGUACGCUCCCCUCCCCCAAAUAUAAACAUCCACCACACAGAGCCAAGAGGGCUCUGGAAACCCAAACAAAGCCUCUGUGUCUCUUGCAUAUAAUGUACAGAAAAACAUCCAUUUCUAUCCCCUAACUACUAAUUCACGAGCUGUUUGCUUUCUUCUGUUCUCCAUUUUCCAUCCCUUUUCAUGUUCAUCGUCCCAAAUUAUACAAACAAAGAUUAUUUUUUUAUGUACUUCAUCCAAACCUCAAAGACAGAGUCACUGUUAUUGAAUUAGCAAGAGCAGGGAUUCAGAAAAGUAAUUCAUCUGUUUUUGACUAGGAGCACUAUGGAGCAUUGUGUGUGUGUGUGCAGAAACACACAAAGACUCCGAUUGAAUGUGAACAUAACUUUGUUUACAAAAAUAAUUCCACUGGGCAGCUUUAAAAACAGAUUGUUUUACCAGACAUAUCCGUUUAACAUUUUUAAAUCAUUGUUUUUUUUAAUAUUAGCACUCUGGAACCCGAUAAGAAAUAUGACAAUAAGAGGUUUCAUUUCCUCAUAUUUCAGUAACUAAUGUUCACUGUAACCCAAAUACAUUUGAAUAUAUGGACUUGAUAAAAAGGAAAUGUAGCAAGUCUUAAAAAUGCUCGAACAGAACAUAAAAAGCCACUUAUGUCCCGCUUUCCUUUAUAUUAUUUUCUGAUGUUUGUGGCAGUGCUUUUUGUUUAGUUUUUGUGGCAUUGGGCCUGAGCAUGAGAAGGGAUUUUAAAUUUAUAUUUGCUCUAAUAACCAUAUACUGUAUAUUCAAUAUACCCAAAUGUAAAGCUGAAUUAUAUGGUACAGCUGAGUCUAUUUUUCUAUAAAAGAAGCAGGGGAUCAUUGUUGGUGUCCCAAUGAGUACGUGAAGAUUACAGCAACACGUCGACUUUAGAAGGGAUUUUGUAGAUGCAUCUAAACAAAAUCUCAGCAAUUAAACUUUUAUUUAUUAUAAUUUUGUAUAUUCAUUGGAACCCCAACAAUAGUUCUCCGAUACAUUAACUUCUAACCAUUGUGAAAUCCACAUUUCUAACUGCGUGCCUGCUGAUUUACUUUUGCACUAUAUAUAUGUCGCUCCGACUCCAACAAAGAAAACUGAACACGCUUCUUUCAGUUGCCAAAUAUGAGCAUUAAUAGUCCGGAGGCGUGACUUGGUUCUGUGAUGUUAAGAGGGAAAGUCUGCAAAGCUGAUUAAUGUUAAAUCUCCAAACGGGGACAAUUAUGAGUUAUUAUUAUUAUGCCACUGAACACGCCUGUAAAAAGGGAUAGUCGGAGCAUUUUUUGUUUUCCUUUUAAUAUCCAAAUCAAAUGUUUCUCAGCCAAAAUGUCCCCGUCUUUUCUUCCUAUCUCAGACUCACACUUAAUGAGAAUCUGCAGAGCAAGAUAAAUGUGAUCAAUCAAACCUGAGUUAAUAAAGGGUGUUAAGUCUGACUAGUUAUGCAUAUGUACAUUUAGUUUAUUUAAUUUAUGUUCCUCCCCAGUGUGCACUGUUUACGUUCAGUCCAUAUUGUACAUUCAGAUGUUGAUGACAUCUUGUUGUAAUUAUAAAUAAGCUUGUAUAUUGAUGUUGUUUUGAUGCAAUUUAUCUUUACCUCGAAUUAUUUUUUUUGAUAUAUUGGACCAAUAAUAAAAAAGAAUGUGUUUCAUACUU